AGCUAUUGAGUUUACUGGCGGCCCUCGACAGUCUGUGUUAUCAAUGGAAUCGGACAGCUCGUCUUGUCUCCGCUAUCACCCGCCCCCAGUAUAUCUCAUAUACUGUUCUGAGGAAUUCCUCGGUUACGAAUACGGCUGUAGGGCCACGUAUCAUGUGCGUCGAUGCUGUGACGUUCCUCCGCACGGGGCAGUUCUGACGUUGGCCUCAGUAAUGGAACAUAUAUGUCGCCUCGCGCUGCCCGCCAUUGACGAGCCUCAUCCGCAUCGCACAUCGCCCGUCUCCCAGUACGAACAAGAUCUUACCCGUGCAGGAUCUCAAAAAUCACAAAUCCAUGUUUGCACCUGUUCGACGUCUUCCGAACGAUGUCUUAGCUACAUAUCUUUCAGUUGUCUAUUGCUACAAAAGUGCAGCUCCAGACUUGACUUGACUUGACGGCCGUAUCUUGGCUGCUCGGUUAUAUCUGUCACCUGGAGAGACCUUUCUCGUUCCUCCCCUUCCUUCCCUGUGGACAGACGUAUCCGUCACGA
This is a messenger RNA of Guyanagaster necrorhizus, 528 nucleotides long. RefSeq lists its product as uncharacterized. NCBI's taxonomy places the organism in Eukaryota, Fungi, Basidiomycota, Agaricomycetes, Agaricales, Physalacriaceae. The transcript has a single exon. The record is from RefSeq and is a predicted model, not a curated record. The coding region runs from base 44 to 433 and encodes 129 amino acids.